GUGAGGCCAGCUGCAAGCAGGGCAUCCGCAAAUGGCCAAGUGUCAAGACAAUCUCAGGGCUCGCGUCCCAGCCGGGAUCUUGCUGCAGCUAGAUCUGCUCCUGCGUUGGCAGCAUCCCCGUGCACAGAGGCAGUGCAGGCAAAAAAGAAAAGCAAACCCAAGCCCAAGGUGAAAGAAAAGACGUUGUCAAUCGAUGAGGAUUUGCUUCCAAUCCCACACGGCCUGCAGUGCGUGAUCUGCAGAGAUCCUUUCAAGGAUCCAGUCUUUACAGAAGACGGUCAUUCAUACUGCCGUGGAUGCAUUUUGGAUUGGUUCAAGGCCCAUGAUGCCAGGGUACGCGAGUUCUAUGAUGUCCCUGGCAACAUCGCCCCCUCUAGCAGGAAGAUGCCACCUUCGCUUCUUGCUCCAAUGACCCAGCUCCCGUUGACAAGUCGCACGCUGCAGCCAAACAUUGCCCUGAAGCAGGCAGUGGAGGCUUUCCGGUCAGAGCGGCCGGCUGAGGAGGCUCGUGAGCGCGAGCGUCGGCAGCUGCUGCGAAAGGUCGAGGAAGUUCAAGCUGCCGAAGGUAAUCUGAAGUCGAACUUCAAUCAGGAGCUUCAAUCAGGAUAUCUGUCCAAGCCACUCACCCAAGAGCAGCUUGGUCAAGCCAACGUAGAACUCAAAGCAGCGCAGGAAGAGGCAGUGAAGCUCCAGGAACAGGCUGUGGCCGUUGUAGGCGAUGACUUCGAUGAUUUGGCGUACGAGCUAGAGCAGUUGGAAGAUGAGCUUCUGAAUCAGAGUGCAGAAGAGUUGGGGCUUGUCCGACUGCCAUACCACACCGAGAUGCCCGGACAGAGGCCACGGUUUGGCCGUCCUCGAUCUCAGUCUGCAUAG
Symbiodinium pilosum is the source of this 873-nucleotide messenger RNA. The record is from the annotation of a GenBank genome assembly. Lineage: Eukaryota; Dinophyceae; Suessiales; Symbiodiniaceae.